AUGGCACCGCAUAAUUUUGAAAAUGAAGCUAGCACAACACGCUUUUGGAUCGAUAUAGAAAGAAAUCUUCAAAUAUUUAAUGUUUCUUUAUUUAAGCGUCUAGCUUUGAUGUUUGGAAGCAAGACUACGAAUACUUUGGAUUUGAAAGCACUGAGGAAUUUGCUAAUAGUGCUUAAGAAUUGUUUUAACAGCGAACAUGACAAAAAAUUCAAUAAAUUGUUACGUGUUAUCGGCUUAUAUACAAUUUUGUGUCUCGUUAUAAUAUCACCAGAGGUCAAUGAUGAUUCUUGUGGUGAAAAUGCAAUUAACAAGAAACAUUCAAAGAAACAUUCAAAGAACCACGAAUACGCAUAA
This is a messenger RNA of Funneliformis mosseae, 354 nucleotides long. NCBI's taxonomy places the organism in Eukaryota, Fungi, Glomeromycota, Glomeromycetes, Glomerales, Glomeraceae. The record is from the annotation of a GenBank genome assembly.